Molecule: messenger RNA, 915 nt
Organism: Paramuricea clavata
Lineage: Eukaryota; Metazoa; Cnidaria; Anthozoa; Malacalcyonacea; Plexauridae
Source: the annotation of a GenBank genome assembly
UGUCAAACAAUCCUCCGAAAAGCUUUAAAAUCUUCUCCUAAUGAAUCAACUAACGACCUGUGGAAAGCAACCAGUAACCAUACUAAUAUCCAAUAUGACGCUUAUAGCUCUGCUAAGGAAGUUCUCAAAGAUUUUCGUUCUGGACACGAAAACAAACUCCUGAACCAAUUAACCAGUCAAGGAUCCUUUUUCUGCAGCGUCACGAAGUUCGCUUUACCCCAGCUUAACAAGGUGUGGUCCAUCGCCCAAUCAAAGCUCCCGAAAAACAUUUGCAACUUUACCAUUCGUUACAUUAACAACUCUCUUCCGACGCGCAAAAACCUAAACAGAUGGGCAAUAUCUUCAAAUGCAGACUGUUCUUUUUGUCUAAGCCCUGAAACAUUACUACACAUAGUAGCUGGAUGUCAGUAUUAUAUAUAUCUCGACCGAUUUACGUGCAGACACAAUUCAGUCCUGAACGUUCUUGCUAAUACUUUACAAACUGUUGACGGUUCUACUCUCUACGCUGAUCCACAUGGAUUCAAAAGCCCUUCAAUACUUACUGGUGAUACGUAUCGCCCAGAUUUGUUAUUAUCGUGUUCAAAUGGUUCCUUAUAUGUGGUCGAACUCACCACUGGUUAUGAGACAAACCUCAAGAACAACGUAAAACGGAAGAAGGAUAAAUAUAGAGAAUUAUUGAGACAGCUAGGUAAAAAUUGUAACCAAGUUAAAUUUAUAAAUCUCUCUAUCAGCUCUUUAGGUAUUUUUGCAGAAGAAUGUUCUACAUUUUUAGACAUGUUAGAAAGUAUUGGUCUUGACAAAAACCACCAAAUGUACUGCGUUAAGAAAAUGAUUACUAUUGCUAUUAGAACUACAUAUUACAUUUUUUGCUGCCGAAAUAAAGAAUGGGAAAAUCCGGAUUUACUAACAAUUUGA